AUUUCUAAAUCCGGCUAUAUAAACCGCUUUUUAUUUAUUAGAAUACUCUAAAUCCCAUUGAAGCGAAAUGGUAGCAGCUCAACUUCUGACUUUAACGAUAACUGCAGCUUUGCUUUUGGGUUUCCAUUUGGCAAGGGCAGAGAGAAAAUGGGACUACGAACCGAUAUCGCUGACCACCACCUCAUCCGAUGACAGCAAACUUAAAAUUGAUGCCAAAAUAGUUCGAAUUGGCCGCGGAGAUUUCGGAUUAUCGGUUACUAUCGAGUGGAAAUAUGAUGCGAAUGAAGAAACUAUGGUGGAGGCCUAUGCCUAUCGCAGCAAUUCUGGCGACGAAAGUGACUACAAGCUGCUACCUUGGUCAAUUCCCAAGCAGAAAUUCUAUGAGUAUAUCGAUACCUACUACAAGGACAUGAUUAUAAAAAAUAUGGGCUAUUGCUCAAAUCUACCGAAAUUCGAGGGCAAGUUUCAACCUCCUUGGCCAAGGGACACGUACAAACUCGACAAGUGUAAGAUCGAUGGCGAGGGAUUGCCGGAUGUCGCUCCACCCGGAUACUACAAGAUUAUCUUUACUAAAUUUGGACCCGGACAGCCCACGUGGGGCUUUACGGCAGUCUUUAAACUGACAACUAAAAUGUUUUGAGCGGUUUUUCCCAAGCUCUGUUUCAGAAUGUCACAUAAAAUGAAUUCAAUUAAAGUA
Drosophila ficusphila is the source of this 697-nucleotide messenger RNA. RefSeq lists its product as uncharacterized. Bases 68 to 640 code for a protein of 190 amino acids. NCBI's taxonomy places the organism in Eukaryota, Metazoa, Arthropoda, Insecta, Diptera, Drosophilidae. The transcript is spliced from 3 exons. The record is from RefSeq and is a predicted model, not a curated record.